Messenger RNA from Fusarium fujikuroi IMI 58289, 1533 nucleotides. Its product is annotated as probable acetylglutamate kinase/N-acetyl-gamma-glutamyl-phosphate reductase precursor (ARG-6). The transcript is spliced from 3 exons. Gene Ontology annotation, biological process: L-arginine biosynthetic process. NCBI's taxonomy places the organism in Eukaryota, Fungi, Ascomycota, Sordariomycetes, Hypocreales, Nectriaceae. Gene Ontology annotation, cellular component: mitochondrial matrix; cytoplasm. Bases 1 to 1533 code for a protein of 510 amino acids. The record is from RefSeq and is a predicted model, not a curated record. Gene Ontology annotation, molecular function: arginine binding; L-glutamate N-acetyltransferase activity, acting on acetyl-CoA as donor; N-acetyl-gamma-glutamyl-phosphate reductase (NADP+) activity.
AUGUUUUCCGCCACUUCUGGAGCUUUCCGGGCUGGUGCCCGACGAGUCGCUCCCCGCGUCGCUCGCUCCAAUGUCAAGACUGCCGCUCCGACUGCGCUCCGAUCCAUCAACACCAACCGUGCCCUCUCAACAACCAAGGCCCAUGCUUCUUUGCCUGGCCGCGAUAGGACCCGGGAGAUUGUUGCGCAGACUAUCAAUAGCAUUGGCAGCAGGAGGGAGGGUGAGCAGUACCUGAAGCUCUUCACCUCGGUUGAGUCCCAGAAGUUUGCCGUUAUCAAGGUCGGCGGUGCCAUUCUUUCCGAUUACUUGGACGAGCUCUGCCGAAGUCUCGCGUUCUUGACAGAGAUGGGCCUCUACCCAGUUCUGUCGGCUGGUGUUGAGCCCCAGUUCGAAGAAGGUAUCCGAGUUACUGACGCCAAGACCUUGGGUAUUGUUCGCAAGCUUUUUCUUGAAGAGAACUUAAAGCUUAUUAACCGACUGGAUGAGCUCGGUGUUGCAACUCGAUCGAUCAGCGGUGCUUUUGUAGCCGAUUAUCUUGAUAAGGAGAAGUGGCAGUAUGUUGGCAAGAUCACCAAGGUCAAUAAAGAUGCUAUUGAGAAGUCCAUUGAGGCUGGCUACAUCCCUGUUCUUACCUCAAUGGCUGAAUCUGAAGACGGCCACCUCCUCAAUGUUAACGCUGAUGUCGCUGCAGCCGAGCUUGCACGUGCGCUUGAGCCCCUGAAGGUUGUUUAUCUGUCAGAAAAGGGUGGACUGUAUGAUGGUGAUGGCGAGAAGAUUUCCUCAAUCAACUUAGAUGCUGAGUUCGACUAUUUAAUGUCUCAGCCCUGGUGCCGAUACGGAACGCGACUUAAGAUCAAAGAAAUCAAAGAAUUACUUGACACACUUCCCCGCAGCUCGUCCGUUGCUAUUAUCCACCCUAGCGAUUUGCAAAAGGAACUGUUCACCGACUCUGGUGCCGGCACCCUCAUUCGUCGAGGAGACAAGAUUCAGCGGGUUUCCUCUAUCAAUGAGAUUGGAGAUAUUUCCAAGUUCAAGGAGACUCUGGCCCGUGACCGCCAGGGUCUUGAUGCUGAGGCCACUGUCGAACGCUUUGUCGAUCAUCUUAAGGAGAAGAACUUCAAUGCCUACUUCGACGAUGGAAUGCAGUGUCUAGCUGUCGUCCUGCCAGCCAAUGAGGAGCGACCAAUUGCUACACUGGCUACUUUGAAUAUCACCAAGGCUGGAUGGCUCAGCAACGUCGCUGAGAACGUCUUUGCUGCCGUCAAGAAAGAUCACCCUAGCUUGGUCUGGACUGUCAGCGAGGAGGAUGAGAACCUAACUUGGUUCUUCGAGAAGGCUGACGGAACCUUCAACAAGAACGGCAAUGUUCUUUUCUACUAUGGAUGUGAGCUCCGAUCUGAAGCUCUGGUCCCUAUCUACGAGGAGUUUAAGGCACACGGCCGUGCUAUGUUCGGCGACAACCUGGAAUCUCGACUUCGAGAUGCUGCCAAGACCACAAGUGAGACGUUAAACGCCUCCCAAAGCCGAACUUGA